GCGAGGAAGAACCUUGUGGCCAUUUUGCAAACAGUUGUACACGAACGUAGGAAGAAACGAGAGGCAAAUGAAGGGAUGUCCAAGAAAGACAUGCUUGAUGCUCUCCUAGACACUACAGACGAGAAAGGAAGAAAACUAGAUGAUGAGGAAAUAAUCGAUACAUUAGUCAUGUACCUAAACGCGGGCCAUGAAUCUUCGGGACACAUCACAAUGUGGUCAACCAUUCUUCUCCAAGCACAUCCCGAAUUUUUCCACAUAGCAAAGGAAGAACAAGAGAGGAUUGUUAAGAAUAUGCCACCAACACAAGAGGGUUUGACCUUGAAAGAGUAUAGGCAAAUGGAGUAUCUCUCGAAGGUGAUUGAUGAAACGCUUCGUUUAGUGACAUUUUCGCUCAUGACGUUCCGUGAAGCUAAAAAAGAUGUCGAUAUCAAAGGUUACUUCAUUCCUAAAGGAUGGAAAGUGUUGCUCUGGUUUAGGAGUGUUCACCAUAAUCCUGAACUUUAUCCCCAACCUAAAGAGUUUAAUCCUUCAAGAUGGGAUGAUCUUGUACCAAAGCCAGGAACUUUUCUUCCAUUUGGAGCAGGAAGUAGGCUUUGCCCUGGAAAUGACCUUGCCAAGCUAGAGAUUGCCAUCUUCCUCCACCAUUUUCUACUAAAUUAUGAGUUUGAAAGGGAAAAUCCAGAAUGUCCAAUUAUGUAUUUACCUCAUUCAAGGCCUAAAGAUAAUUGCGUGGGAAGAGUUAGAAGGGUUUCCAAAUGAAAGAGGGUAGAUUUGGAAAUUAAAUAAAGUUUAAACAAAGUUAUAUCUUUUCUUUUGACUCAUAUAUUACAUUUCUCAGUGUGAUUUAGUAUAAGUUAAAAUAUUUCCAUAGUGUUGUCUUUUUAACCUUUUGUCUCUCGUGGUGUAUAUUUUUCCAUCG
This is a messenger RNA of Lactuca virosa, 919 nucleotides long. Lineage: Eukaryota; Viridiplantae; Streptophyta; Magnoliopsida; Asterales; Asteraceae. The record is from the annotation of a GenBank genome assembly.